UGUUCUGUCAGAGCUCGAUCAGACCGGCUGCUCGAGUGGACGCGCUUCUCCUACAGAAAGACUCCUACUAGAGAUACCCGUGACACACGCUUUUUGCCUGUUGUCGCGUCUUUUCCUCGAUCCGAACCAACAAACUCUGAAUUUACAUUAAAUAUGUCGAAUAUCAUCCGUGCUCACACCCCUAAGGUUAUAAUGUACGACCAUCAAAGAAUAAGUACAGCUCUAUAGCCAACGGGAUCCAGAGGACUUGAUUACAGUCGCUUCAAGCCUGAUAGUUUGUUCGUGCGGCUGUUCACCCCUCUCCCCGCUGCUCACGUCUGCACCUGGCAUUUCUUCUGACAACUUCCCCAUCCCUCGUUGGGCGAAGGAGACUUAGCUCCACCGGGGUCUCAGUCUGCUUUUCCCAUUCCUUCCAUUUGGUUCCCGUUCUACUCUCAGCAGUGCUGCUUUCUCAGAUCUGCAUUAUUCUCCAUUAGGCAUACCAUCAAAAUUAACCAAGAUGAUUCCAAACGGUUAUCUGAUCUUUGAGGAUGAGAGUUUCCUGGAUUCCACUGUGGCCAAAAUGAAUGCUCUGAGAAAGAGUGGUCAGUUCUGUGAUGUUAGACUGCAGGUGUGUGGUCAUGAGCUGAUGGCUCACCGAGCUGUCCUGGCUUGCUGCAGUCCCUACUUGUUUGAGAUCUUUAACAGUGACAUCGAGCCUCACGGAGUCUCACAUGUCACUUUUGAGGACUUGGUCCCGGAGGCUGUGGAGAUCCUGCUCAACUACGCCUACACCGCCCAGCUGAAGGCGGAUAAGGAGCUGGUAAAGGAUGUAUACUCAGCAGCCAAACGGUUCAAGAUGGAGCGAGUCAAGCAGAUUUGUGGCGACUACCUGCUGUCUAAAAUGGAUUGCCAGAAUGCCAUCUCUUUUCGGAACUUUGCCAACUCCAUGGGGGAUUCCAGACUUUUGGCCAAAGUGGACGCUUUCAUCCAAGACCAUCUACUGGACGUGUCUGAAGAAGAGGACUUCCUUAAACUUCCCCGUCUCAAGUUAGAAGUAAUGCUAGAAGACAACCUGACCCUGCCCAGCAAUGGCAAGCUCUACUCCAAGGUACUCAACUGGGUGCAGCGCAGCAUCUGGGAGAACGGCGACCAGCUGGAGCGACUGAUGGAGGAGGUGCAAACACUCUACUACUCACCUGACCAUAAGCUGGUGGAUGGAGGGCUGAUGAUUGAUGGGCACAGUGAGGUGUUUGGUGGCGAGGAAGACCACCUUCAGUUUGUGCAGAAGAAACCAGUGCGGGAGAGCACCCAGAGACAGCUGAGCUGCAGCUCUUCAGGAAGCCUGUCCCCCUCCAACCAAACAGCAAAUGCCUCAAAACAGACCGCCAGGAGAGAUUGGAAGUACAUUGCCUCCGAGAAGACCACAAACAACAACUAUCUGUGUCUGGCUGUGCUGGAUGGAGUGCUGUGUGUGAUCUUCCUGCACGGCCGCAGCAGCCCUCAGACGUCCCCCUCUGCCACCCCCUGCCUGAUGAAGAGCCUCAGCUUCGAGGCCCAGCCCCAGGAGCUGGAGGAGCACCCCCUCUCCCCCAUGCAUUACGCUCGCUCCGGCCUGGGGACUGCAGCCUUAACCGGGAGACUGAUCGCAGCAGGCGGCUACAACAGAGAGGAGUGUCUGAGGACUGUGGAGUGUUACGACACCAAGGAGGACCGCUGGACGUUCAUCGCACCUAUGCGGACUCCCAGGGCUCGCUUCCAGAUGGCUGUCCUCAUGGGUCAGCUGUAUGUGAUCGGAGGAUCAAACGGACAUUCUGACGAGCUGAGUUGCGGAGAGACGUACAAUCCACGUACUGACGAGUGGGCGCAGGUGCCAGAGCUGAGGACGAACCGCUGCAACGCAGGCGUCUGCUCCUUGAACAACAAACUGUACGUUGUGGGAGGGUCGGAUCCCUGCGGGCAGAAGGGCCUGAAGAACUGUGACGCUUUUGACCCUGUGGCCAAGACCUGGGCCAACUGUGCCUCCCUCAACAUCAGGAGGCACCAGGCAGCGGUGUGUGAGCUGGACGGCUUCAUGUACGUGAUCGGAGGGGCAGAAUCGUGGAACUGCCUGAACACUGUGGAACGCUACAACCCUGAGAACAACACCUGGACCCUGAUAGCCCCCAUGAACGUGGCUCGGAGGGGGGCCGCUGUCGCCGUCCAUGCAGGCAAACUGUUUGUCAUCGGUGGCUUCGACGGCUCCCACGCCCUCCGCUGUGUGGAGGCGUACGACCCCGCUCGGAACGAGUGGAAGAUGUUGGGAAGCAUGACAUCAUCACGCAGCAACGCAGGCGUCGCCGUGUUGGGUGACAGCAUCUACGCGGUGGGCGGCUUCGACGGGAACGAGUUCCUCAACACGGUGGAGGUGUACAACCCCGACAUGGACGAGUGGAACGACUGCAUCAACGCUCCGUCGCCCGUCUCCGACUGAAGAGGGAGAGAGAGCGGGAGCGGCGAGCGGCGAGGAACAGGGUUUCAGAGUCUCACAGUGCUUCACCUUUUUUCCCCCAAACUAACAGGCUUAGUGACGUAAUCGUGUUUUUGUGAUGUUCCGUGUGUCUGAACGGGUACGUGUGGGUGGGGAUGCUGAGCUGAGGGGUCUUCAGUGAAGACCGGCUUAAUCAGGUGGGGAGGGGGGGGGGGGUGGAAGGAUUGUUGCCCAAAGCAACACAUAACGCCUUUGCAUAUUGCAUACAAUUUUCUUUUUCCUUCCGUUUUGUGCUGUAUAUAUUGUUUCCUCCUCAUUUUUGUCAAAUGCCAACAUUUACUACACAUUUAGUGCUUUUUCUUUUUCUCUCAAGAGUUUCAGAGUUAGUCACUUGGAAGGUUUUCAUAUGAGCUCUUAAAAGCUGUCCCAUAAAACUGAGGCGGCGAUGGAGUGGUGUUUGAGUUCUGGGAGUUUCAAUUUUAUUAAGAAAACAACUUGUGGAAAUGUAAUUUAGCUCAUAUUUUAAAGGUCAGUGGUUUGAAGCCUUACUCAGUGUGCGAGUGGAUCAACACCUGUCACGGCUUUUUGUGUCAUUUUAAACGAGCUGAAUUGCUUUUUGAAUCUUAAAUGAUGGCCUUUUUUUAUAUUUUUUAUACACUGCUGAUUUACCAGUAAAAUUUAAAAAAAAGUAGCAGACAGCUUAAGUCAGUGAAUCUAACCAGUGCCAGAUUUAGGUUUUUGUUUUUGUUUUUGUUUUUGUGAACACACACGAAACGCACAGUCAUGCUUUUGCUAACCAAAUUUGUGUUAUUGCAAUUUAAUAAUUGGUGUAUGUAGAAAUGCAGUUGACUGAAGAUCCUUUUCUUUUUUUAAGUGUUAGGCAUUGGCAGAUUCUUCUGGGAGGAAUGUUAGAGCAAGAAAAUGAUCACAUUUGUAACAUUUCUUUAUUAAUAAAUCACUUAAAUGAGA
This is a messenger RNA of Cololabis saira (Pacific saury), 3418 nucleotides long. It is a transcript of the gene ivns1abpa, whose product is annotated as influenza virus NS1A binding protein a. The coding region runs from base 500 to 2452 and encodes 650 amino acids. NCBI's taxonomy places the organism in Eukaryota, Metazoa, Chordata, Actinopteri, Beloniformes, Belonidae. Gene Ontology annotation, molecular function: protein binding. The transcript is spliced from 15 exons. The record is from RefSeq and is a predicted model, not a curated record.